Eimeria acervulina is the source of this 1680-nucleotide messenger RNA. RefSeq names its product regulator of chromosome condensation domain-containing protein, putative. Gene Ontology annotation, cellular component: cytoplasm. NCBI's taxonomy places the organism in Eukaryota, Apicomplexa, Conoidasida, Eucoccidiorida, Eimeriidae. The record is from RefSeq and is a predicted model, not a curated record. The transcript has a single exon. Gene Ontology annotation, molecular function: guanyl-nucleotide exchange factor activity. Bases 1 to 1680 code for a protein of 559 amino acids.
AUGACACUUGCCGCAGCUGCAAAGAGAUCUGGGUUGUUUGUCGGCCACGGGAGUUUGCCUCGGCUACAUUUGGCCUGGAACUUCUUGCAUUUCUCUCCCACAGGCUCGGGCACCGGCAUAGCAGGUGCAGCAAGCGUUUUGCAAUCAGCUCCAACUCGCUUGAAGAGCAGGAACAGCUGCAACAGCAGCACUACGAAGUGCAGCAAAAGGAAUGGCCAGAGCGCCAGCGCCAUCUGCGCCCAUUCCCUACCCCGCAGCACUCAAGGGGGGGCCGCUUUAGCCGUUGCCACAGCAGGUUUCUCGGUUUUCGCCCUUGGGUGGCAGGGCAGAAACAGCAGCAGCAGCAGCAGCAGCAGUGGGAGUAGAAUUGCCCAUUGCGCCUCGUGUCCUUCUAGGGGAUCUCGCGUUUACGUGUGGGGAUCCAACAUCGACGGGCAAGUGGGCGUUGGCUCAGCCCUAUCUGUUUCCCUCCCUGUGGUGCUUUCUUCCUUACCACUAAGGCCCAACGAAACCGUCCUUAGCCUUUCAGGCGGGCCCCGCCAUUCUGCUUGCGUGACAUCGGAAGGCCGGGUCUUCUCAUGGGGGAGAGGAGGUGCAGGUGACUGUGGGGGACCCUCGGCUGCUGAGGGCCCCCAAGAGGUUCUGCUGCCGCUGGAGAAGGGGGACCGACCUCUUUCGGUGUGUUGUGGCAACGGCUUCUCUCUGGUAGUUACUGAGAUGGGGUGCCUGUACACGUGGGGCAGCAACAGCCACGGCCAGUGCGGUCGGCCCCCCCACGAGGCUUCUUCUGACCACCAGGAGUUGGGGCUUAGCGCAGAUAAGUCUUUCUUGAAGGGCAUUGACAGGCGGGAUGUCUUUGGGGGGAGGGCGCGAUCUUCUCCUUUCCUACCUCCUGGGAAGGUGGGGGGCCUUCUGGCCACGCGAAAGGUUGUGGGGGCGUCCUGCGGGGACCGCAUGUGUGCUGCAGUUACAUCAGACGGGGAGGUCUUUGUCUGGGGAGACGCGCGGGCAGGGGGGAUGCAUGGAGGCGACAGAACCCAGGAGGGAAGGCCCCUACCUCAUGAACCGCGUUUGGUGCCCCUGCCAGCCGAGGAGGAGGGGGGCCCUGCACGGGCUGUCUCCGUUGCAUGCGGAGAGAGCCACUGCAUGGCGCUUAGCGAAAGGGGUUUUGUGUACACAUGGGGGAGCAACUUCUAUGGGCAGCUCGGUCUGGGAGGAGGCCCCCGCACCGUGGAGGGGCCCCAGCUGGUUUCAGCGUUGAAGGACCAGAAUGUGGUUGCCGUUGCGUGCGGGGCUCAGCACAGUUUGUGUUUAACACAGGAUGGGAAGGUGUUUGUGUGGGGCUACGGCAAAGACGGGCAGUGCGCAGAGCCGACCCACCUCGACGUACCUCUGCCCCUUCAGGUGGACUUCGGGGACUCCUCAGGAACGCCCUCAGUUGGCCGCUGCACGCAGAUCAGUGGGGGGGAGGGGCACAGCCUUGCUUUGUGCGGAGAAGGCAAACUAUAUGUUUGGGGCCGCGGCCGAGAAGGCCAGCUGGGCAGGGGGGGACUCAUAGAGAGCCCUGCAGCGUCGCGGGACGUCCCCGUUGAGGUCACUCUCGGCGACAGUGAGAAAGUUGUUUUAGCCGCAUGUGGGGGCUGCCACACUGUUGCAGCGACGAGGCCAUCCACUGCUUGA